AUGACGUGCGACGCGAUCAUCUCGCCCGCUUCCAUUCAUACCACACGAUAUGCUCCCUACAACACAUCUCUAGCCUCUUCCGCCUCAAGCUCACUUUCUUCUGUUUGGUCCGACACCACCUCACAGACUUCCGAUGAUACCUCUAUUUCCGCCCAUUCUUCCGACUCGGAUUCUUGCGACUCCUACUUUUCAAGGAAGGCUGCUGUCGCCGAAAGCGCAUUAAACUUCCGACGUCGAGCUCAGAGGACACAGACAGAGGCGCUUCCUGCCGAGCUGCGCCAAAAUCCUCGAAGAACUUCGAGUGCUCGUGGUCCUUGCCCGCCUGCUCUGGUCCGACAGUCUGAGCGAAAAGUUAACUUUGUCGAUAGCCUAGUUGAUUCGUCGACGCAGAUCGUCGAAGCCAUUUGGCCUCUGUCAUCUAUCGCCUGUCGAAAUGUUACCUCGGACAACCCAGUCUUGCCGCUGCGCAACUUCAUCCAGGAGACCUUGCGCCGUUCACGGACGAGUUACUCCACUUUACAAGUUGCCCUGUAUUACUUGAUUCUCAUUAAGCCUCAUGUGCCCAAACACAACUUCACAAUGGAACAACCUGUGGACCGACACGCUGAUCGCGCACUUCAGUGUGGCCGCCGCAUGUUUCUUGCCGCUUUGAUCCUGGCCUCCAAGUACCUUCAGGACAGAAAUUAUUCUGCCCGUGCCUGGAGCAAGAUCUCGGGACUUAGAACUGAAGAGAUCAACCAGAACGAAAUUGCUUUCCUGCUUGCUGUUAACUGGAAGAUGCACAUUGCCGAUGAAGUCUUUCAGCGAUGGACCGACAUCGUUCUCAAGUAUACACCACCUCCGUCUGGCCCAUCAUCCCCUGGAGGAGUGUCUCAGACUGUGUCUCAACAGGUCUUGGACUGGAAACGAAUUAUUUUGGGUCUUAACCCUGAAUUGACCAACCUCGCGUUGUUGAUUCCUGCUGCUCCCGCUAUGCCUAGGUCAAGUGACCUUUGUGCACUGUCUCCUCGCAGCAUCCUCAACCUUCCUCAAGAGGCUCAGCCUACAAUUGGUUAUGAAUCAGCAGAGGCGACCCCUACUCCUAAGUCGUACAAAACUCCAACUGUUAUGGAGCCUGCGUCUGCAGGAUUUGCUGCUGGUCGCGUGGCUCCCUCCAUGGGAAAGCUGCCAACUCCCCGAUUUACUCCCCAGAGCAAUGGACUCUGCACUCCUGCCGCGAGUGCCGCUUCUCACAUGCUCAGUAAGAGUUCAAUGGGUAUGGCUAUGGCCCAGGCUAGCAACAUGGCUACUGUUCAGUAUCUUGAUCGUCUUCCUUCCUCUUCACCUCAAAACUUCUGUCCUGUUCGUCGAUCCUCUCUUGCCAAUUCAGUGUCAACAGCUUCCUCACCUGAAUCCAUGAUUUCGGAUACUUCGCGCUCCUCGCGCUCCUCCUCAAUUUCUUCCACUUCAACGCUUGCUAGCGCGACCCUUGGCCCCUCCAGGCUGGGUGUUCCGUCGCGAUUCCGAGCGCAGAAGUUUUGCAAUGAGAGGUUGAGCCAGAAGCCGACCGUUUCUUCGGUUCCUGAGGAUUAUGAUGCACACUGCUACACGUCAUCUCCUGAGAAUUGCAACGGUCCAGUUGGCAAACUCGGAGACUUGUCGUUGGAUACCCCAUUGGCAAGAAGACAAAAAGAACUUGACGACAUGGCUCGUGACUCUGAUGCUGCGCGUGCCCUGCAAGAGCUUCAGAACUACAACGCCCCAGCCCCUAGAAGUGGCACAAAGCGAAGCCGAACUGCCUCUAUGGACAACUGUCUGCAGGAGAAUGUUCGCGAGAUGCUCGGUGGUCGUUACUCUACUCAGAGACCUACCUGGCCUGAUACGUUGGUUCGUACUCGAGGUAUUACCUCCGAGUCCAACCUUCAGGUCCCCGUCCGACCCAGCCUGCCAGGCACUGGCAAGCGAGUGUGUUGUUCUGCUGAAGCCGCACAGGGAUACGAAUUUUCGUCUGUCCAUCCUGCCCUCGGCAUUCGGGGACCUGGUAUGUGGGAGGGUAUCUUGAACUAA
This is a messenger RNA of Fusarium poae, 2046 nucleotides long. RefSeq lists its product as uncharacterized. The record is from RefSeq and is a predicted model, not a curated record. Gene Ontology annotation, biological process: regulation of cyclin-dependent protein serine/threonine kinase activity. The transcript is spliced from 2 exons. Gene Ontology annotation, molecular function: protein kinase binding; cyclin-dependent protein serine/threonine kinase regulator activity. Gene Ontology annotation, cellular component: cyclin-dependent protein kinase holoenzyme complex; nucleus. The coding region runs from base 1 to 2046 and encodes 681 amino acids. NCBI's taxonomy places the organism in Eukaryota, Fungi, Ascomycota, Sordariomycetes, Hypocreales, Nectriaceae.